CUCACCUUCCCGUUCAGUUUCCUGGCCGGGUCGCGCCGCCCCUCCGCUUCGUCCCCGCCCCUUUCUCCUCACGCCCCGCCCCCUUGACGUGGCAGAGGCGGCACCAGCCAUGUUGACCCCGCGGAGUUGUGCUCUGAGGCCGGAGGCGGGGCGGCGCCGGCCUUGAUUGCACUGCCACGGCUGCUCUAGCUCGGCGAAUAGGACUGAUUUUGCAAGGCCGAGUCUGCGACAGGCGCGGGUCUCGUAGGGGGAUACUGUGAAAUAAGAAGCAAGCUCUACAAUGACAACCUAUUUGGAAUUCAUCCAACAAAAUGAAGAACGAGAUGGAGUCCGAUUUAGUUGGAAUGUUUGGCCAUCCAGCCGACUAGAAGCUACAAGAAUGGUUGUUCCAGUAGCAGCCCUGUUUACUCCACUGAAGGAGAGACCCGAUUUACCACCUAUUCAAUAUGAACCUGUUUUAUGUAGUAGGACCACUUGCCGUGCAGUUUUGAAUCCUUUAUGUCAAGUGGAUUAUCGAGCAAAACUCUGGGCUUGCAACUUUUGUUAUCAAAGGAAUCAGUUUCCACCUACUUAUGCUGGUAUAUCUGAACUGAAUCAGCCUGCUGAACUUUUACCUCAGUUUUCUAGCAUUGAAUAUGUAGUUCUGCGUGGUCCUCAGAUGCCUUUGAUAUUCCUGUAUGUGGUUGAUACUUGCAUGGAAGAUGAAGAUUUACAAGCCCUGAAAGAAUCUAUGCAGAUGUCAUUAAGUCUUUUACCACCUACAGCUUUGGUUGGACUUAUUACUUUUGGGAGAAUGGUGCAGGUUCAUGAACUUGGAUGUGAGGGCAUUUCAAAAAGCUAUGUCUUCAGAGGAACAAAAGAUCUGUCUGCCAAACAACUACAGGAAAUGCUGGGCCUCGCUAAAGUACCUGUUACUCAAGCAACACGUGGUCCUCAGGUACAGCAGCCGCCUCCUUCCAAUAGAUUCUUGCAGCCAGUACAGAAGAUAGACAUGAAUCUCACAGAUCUUCUGGGAGAACUGCAGCGAGACCCGUGGCCUGUACCACAGGGAAAGAGACCUUUGCGUUCCUCUGGGGUGGCACUUUCCAUAGCUGUAGGACUACUUGAGUGUACUUUUCCCAACACUGGUGCUCGUAUCAUGAUGUUCAUUGGCGGUCCAGCCACUCAGGGGCCUGGAAUGGUGGUUGGAGAUGAGUUGAAGACACCUAUAAGAUCAUGGCAUGACAUUGAAAAAGACAAUGCCAAAUAUGUUAAAAAGGGAACCAAGCAUUUUGAAGCAUUGGCUAAUCGAGCUGCUACGACUGGUCAUGUUAUUGAUAUCUAUGCAUGCGCAUUAGAUCAGACAGGUCUCCUGGAGAUGAAAUGCUGCCCCAACCUUACUGGAGGCUACAUGGUAAUGGGUGACUCUUUCAACACUUCCUUAUUCAAGCAAACUUUUCAAAGAGUCUUUACCAAAGAUGUGCAUGGACAGUUUAAAAUGGGCUUUGGUGGUACAUUAGAAAUAAAGACCUCAAGGGAAAUAAAGGUUUCAGGAGCUAUUGGACCCUGUGUGUCUCUCAGUUCUAAAGGACCCUGUGUGUCUGAAAAUGAGAUAGGAACAGGUGGCACUUGUCAAUGGAAGAUAUGUGGACUUAGUCCCACUACAACCUUAGCUAUAUAUUUUGAGGUUGUCAAUCAGCAUAAUGCUCCAAUUCCUCAAGGAGGGCGUGGGGCAAUCCAGUUUGUGACUCAGUAUCAGCAUUCAAGUGGUCAGAGACGCAUUCGAGUGACCACCAUUGCGAGGAACUGGGCAGAUGCGCAAACUCAAAUCCAAAACAUUGCUGCAUCUUUUGACCAGGAGGCAGCUGCCAUUCUCAUGGCCAGACUGGCAAUAUAUAGAGCAGAAACAGAGGAAGGACCAGAUGUGCUUAGGUGGCUGGACAGACAGCUCAUUCGACUGUGUCAGAAAUUUGGAGAGUAUCACAAAGAUGAUCCAAGUUCCUUCAGAUUUUCAGAAACUUUCUCCCUUUAUCCACAGUUUAUGUUUCAUUUAAGAAGGUCUCCUUUCUUGCAAGUUUUUAACAAUAGUCCUGAUGAGAGUUCAUAUUAUCGUCACCAUUUUAUGCGUCAAGAUCUGACCCAGUCUCUCAUCAUGAUUCAGCCUAUUCUGUAUGCAUAUUCUUUUAGUGGACCGCCAGAGCCGGUUCUUCUUGAUAGCAGCAGCAUCCUCGCAGAUCGGAUUCUUCUCAUGGACACAUUCUUCCAGAUUCUGAUCUAUCACGGUGAGACCAUAGCCCAGUGGCGCAAGUCAGGAUACCAGGACAUGCCAGAAUAUGAGAAUUUCCGCCACCUUCUGCAAGCCCCAGUGGAUGAUGCCCAGGAGAUUCUUCACUCCCGGUUUCCAAUGCCGAGAUACAUCGACACUGAACAUGGGGGCAGCCAGGCCCGUUUUCUGCUUUCAAAAGUCAACCCUUCACAGACUCAUAAUAACAUGUAUGCCUGGGGACAGGAGUCUGGAGCACCUAUUCUCACAGAUGAUGUUAGUUUACAAGUGUUCAUGGAUCAUUUGAAGAAACUUGCUGUGUCAAGUGCAGCUUGAAGUGCUAAACAUGUUAAGGACGUCGAAGAAGAUGAAAUAAUAUUUCAGUUUUCAUUUUUUCCCUUUUUUAGUUCAUCUGUGGAAACCAACAGAGAUAUCUCGCUAGACUCCUUUUGUACUAGUGUGGUUCGAGACAACGUAUGGAAAAAUGUUCACUUUUGUAGAUUUAAGCUGGGAUGUAAGAGCAUUAAAAACAAAAUUGUUUUUGCUUGCCACAGUAUUAUAACUGGUUUUGGAAAUUUGAGGUCUUUAUAACUUAAUUAUGUUAAAGAGUAAAAAUAGAGUCUGCCAUAUACGACAGAGACAUAACCAUUUGUAUAUUGCAGAAACAUCCAAGUGGCACUGAAUGUCCAUGCUGACUUUUAAAAACUUGUUUCUUAAUUUCAGUUAGAAAGUAAACAAAAUCAACAGUAAUGGUAAAUGUGAAUAUUUUUCCUGUUUGUCGAAUAUUUUUCUGUGAUUUUCAGCACUUAUAUUUACACUUUUUCUGUGCUUAUUCUUUUAAGGCAGAUUUAUUUUUAUGAUGAUUUGUUUAGGAAUUAUUUGACUUUAUGUAUGGUAAUUUUCAUGAAGAUAAUUUAAUGUUUUUGGUCAUUUGGAGAAAUAGCUUAGAGAUCAUAAGUUUUUUGUGUGACAAUCCUACAACUGACAAUAAAUGUGAAAUUCCCAAAAGUACCCGACUUAUGUGAUUAAACGUGAUAAUUUUUUAAAAAGGCAGAUGGAAAAUAAACCAUUUUGUGAGAAUGCAUUUUAAAAAGGCUUGGCAGUAAAAAAAGACUAUUGUAACUUGUAAACCAAAUUUGGUUUUCACUGCAUGGUUUUGUUUUUCCCCCUUGUUUUUCUGAGAUAAAUUUUACACUAUAUACUUCAGUAUUUUAACACUAUUUUGGGAGUUUACACAUUACUUUUUGUUUCUGCCUCCAUUUUGUGAAAUCUAUUUAAAGUUGUAGUUCUUAUUGAAACAGUAUUAUAUAAUGUGUUGUUGAAUUAUAUCAUGUGGUGAUGCUGAGUUCUGUUUUGAUUUAUUCAUUAGUAUCAUUCACUUUUACCUUUUAAAGUUUACUUGUAGCAAAUGUUUACAUUGCUAAAGCCAGAUAUAUUUACCAAUAAAAUUUACAUCAAAUAAAAGGUGGUGCUAUGAUGUAAGCUUAGGACAGUUUUGAUGAUUGUACUUGCAUGAACACAAUCAUAUGAUGAUAAAAAGACAGAAACUUAAAAAAUUGUUUAUAUGUUAUACACAAUUAGAAAAAAUAAAUUGCUCUGUUCCAUUUUAUUUUAAUUCAAUUGUGCUAGGCAUAAAUACCAAUAAAGUUACUUUUUCUCUGUUUUA
Molecule: messenger RNA, 3908 nt
Organism: Hipposideros armiger (great roundleaf bat)
Lineage: Eukaryota; Metazoa; Chordata; Mammalia; Chiroptera; Hipposideridae
Gene: SEC23A
Product: SEC23 homolog A, COPII component
Exons: 20
Coding region: 281-2578 (765 amino acids)
Biological process (GO): intracellular protein transport; COPII-coated vesicle cargo loading; COPII-coated vesicle budding
Cellular component (GO): COPII vesicle coat; endoplasmic reticulum exit site
Molecular function (GO): zinc ion binding; GTPase activator activity
Source: RefSeq, a predicted model, not a curated record